Paramecium tetraurelia is the source of this 877-nucleotide messenger RNA. RefSeq lists its product as uncharacterized. Gene Ontology annotation, molecular function: phospholipid scramblase activity. The record is from RefSeq and is a predicted model, not a curated record. Gene Ontology annotation, cellular component: plasma membrane. The transcript has 5 exons. Gene Ontology annotation, biological process: plasma membrane phospholipid scrambling. Lineage: Eukaryota; Ciliophora; Oligohymenophorea; Peniculida; Parameciidae.
AUGCAAGUUUAAUAUGGCGCAGUACCAAAUCCAUAGGCAUUAGGAAAUGCUAUUGGAAAUGCCAUAGUUGGAUAAAUACAAUAAUAUGGAGCUUAGUUUUUCACAGCAGAUCCAUUUGCAGGAGUGAAUUUUAUGCUCAUUGAUCAAAAACCAGACUGCGUAGAAUGCAUAUGUCCAUGCAUCGGGGAAAAGAAAAACAGCUAUCAGAUUUCAGUCUCUGAACAAACAGGACACCUUGCUUAAUAGUAGCUUGGAAUUAUAAAGGAAGAAUCCGAAUGUGCUCAAAGGUUCUUUUGUUAAUGCUGGAGAGCAUUAGAUCUAUUAUUCAUCAACAAUUAAAAUUAAAUCAUGUUUAAAGCACAACGAAUUUAUAAAGUUCCUUCAGUUUUAUGUUUACCAUGUGAGAGACCAGAAAUGGUUGUGUCUCGUGACUCUGAAGUGAUAGGAUAUCUCAAGUAACCCUUCAUGUGUUGUGGAAGAUCAGAAUGCCCAUUACCAAUCCUUGAAGAGAUUGAUAUUUGCGACCCCUCAGGCAAUACAAGGUAUUUCAUUUCUGGAGAAUUUGUUCAAUGCGGUUGCAUUACAAGAAUUUGUGCCAUACCAAGGUGUACAGGUCCUUGUUAAUAUAUUGACUAUGACAUUUAUAAUCCUAUGAAAUAGAAAGUAGGAAGAAUUAGAAAUAUUUUUAAUGGUUGCGCAUAAGAAUAUUGUAGCAAAGCUGAUAAAUUUUUGGUUGAAUUCCCACCUCAAUGCACAUCUUAAGACAAAUGCCUAAUUCUUUUUGCUGCUAUCACAAUUGAUUAUGAUAACUUUGAAUACACAUUUUGCAAUUUGCCUUGAAUAUUAUAAAUAAAGUAUUUUGAGUGAUUUCAACAAA